Molecule: messenger RNA, 792 nt
Organism: Haliaeetus leucocephalus (bald eagle)
Lineage: Eukaryota; Metazoa; Chordata; Aves; Accipitriformes; Accipitridae
Gene: MDFI
Product: MyoD family inhibitor
Exons: 4
Coding region: 1-792 (263 amino acids)
Source: RefSeq, a predicted model, not a curated record
AUGCCCACCCCGAGCAGCCCCAAAUCCCUCACGGUGCUCCAGCUCUUCCCCGCACUGUGUACGCUGGGCUGCAAAACCAACAGGGAAGCGGGCGAGACCUCGCGCCCUUCGCCGAGGCAGACACCAGCGGCAGCAUCGGCAGAGCCCCGGCCGCCUGCCCGCCCCGCUGCCGGCCCUGCGCCGCCGAAGAAGGAGAAACCCCUGGAAGAUGACGAGUCCCGAAAAGUCCUGACGAAGGGCUCCCGGGCCGAGCUCGCAGGCGCUCCCGAAGCUGUGACAUGCCAGCCCCAGGUGCGAGCAGCCCCACAGCCCCCCAGUCCCUGCACCCACCUGCUGCAGAACGGUGCUGGGCGGGGGCCGGAUCCAGGCGGUGCCAACGGGGAGGCAGGGAACGGGGUCUUCCGCCCCCUCCCCAGCACCCAGAAGCCUCACCGAAAGCUGCAGUCGCACCACUCCAUCAACAGCCAGAGCAGCAAGAAGAGCAAGGGCAGCUCCAAGUCGGCCUCUUCCCACAUCCCUAUUGAGGCGCAAGAAGACUGCUGCGUCCACUGCAUCCUCUCCUGCCUCUUCUGCGAGUUCCUGACCCUCUGCAACAUCGUGCUGGACUGUGCCACUUGCGGCUCCUGCACCUCCGAGGACUCCUGCAUCUGCUGCUGCUGCUGCAACUCGGGCGAGUGCGCAGACUGCGACCUGCCCUGCGACAUGGACUGCGGCAUCAUUGACGCCUGCUGCGAGUCCGCCGACUGCCUGGAGAUCUGCAUGGAGUGCUGCGGGCUCUGCUUCUCCUCCUGA